Mytilus trossulus (common blue mussel) is the source of this 1276-nucleotide messenger RNA. Its product is annotated as ganglioside-induced differentiation-associated protein 1-like. The transcript has 5 exons. The coding region runs from base 74 to 1039 and encodes 321 amino acids. Gene Ontology annotation, biological process: mitochondrial fission; mitochondrial fusion. The record is from RefSeq and is a predicted model, not a curated record. NCBI's taxonomy places the organism in Eukaryota, Metazoa, Mollusca, Bivalvia, Mytilida, Mytilidae. Gene Ontology annotation, cellular component: mitochondrial outer membrane.
CAGCAACAAAAAUUAGAAGACCAUUUUUACCUUCCUGACAGGAGAAAUUUUGUUACAGCUGAAGGUCUGCACAAUGACACAAAUUGGAGUGAAAAAGAAAUUUACACUGUUUUACUUUCCAACAUCCUUUUCAUCUCAAAAGGUUCUUCUAGCAUUCUAUGAAAAAGAGGUACCAUUUAAACCAAAGCUGGUCAGUCUGUUUUCUGGACAACACAAUGCUCCUUGGUAUGUAAAAUUAAACCCAGAAGGUGUCCAUGUACCAGUCCUACAAGAUGAAGAGAACAUCAUUACAGAACCAGACAAGAUUAUCAAGUAUAUUGAUACAGCCUAUCCAGCUGAAGGUCCAUUAUUGGUUCCUGGUGGUGAAUCUGAAUUAGGAAAAAAAGUAGCCUCACUUCAGAGAAAAUUAGACAGCGUUCAAAUGGAUAUAAUAACGUAUGGUAUAAUAUAUCAUCCACAUUUGUCAGAGUCUGGUUGUCAGAUCCCUGGAGCUACACAGAGGAGUAUGAGAGAAAAUUUUGCUAAGAGAUUGCGAGUUUUAACCCAUCUAGCUGCUAAACACCCAGCUUUACGAGACGCCUACCUCACCAAAAGUCAGACCGCGGCACAGAAGUUUGAUAUAAUCACAGACGCAGUGCAGGUUCAACAACACUUAGAAGACCUCAAAGUAAUAAUGGAAGAAGUAGAAACACAACUUAAAACAAUAAAAGAAUCAAAUAAUACCUUUGAAGAUGACCUGUGGCUCUUUGGACCCAUGUAUACUGCUGCAGACAUUAGCCUUACAGUUUUACUUAUUAGAUUCACAUUACUUGGGAUGGACACACUUUACUUUCCUAGUAAAACAUGUCCUUAUACUCACAAUUAUUUUAAGCAAGUUCAAAAACGAUCAUCUUAUGUUAAAUUACAGAAAGAAAUUUCUAAUCUACGUUUGACCUUGUUAUGGGAGAAUUUUAAAAUGGCUUCACCUUACAUUGGCAGUUUAGCCGGUGCAUGUGUUAUGGGUGGUGUUAUAUAUUGGCUAUAUAAUAAAUAUAAAUGAUUAUAGAUUUUAAUUAAGUGUUGUAACCAAAGAUCAAGGUCACCAAAUGUUGUCAUUAUUUAUUCAUUAUAAUGAGGCGUUCAAUAACAGGACAUAGUUGGAGAGACAUAUUCAAUACAUUGUAGUAGUUAUAAAAUUCAAUAAUUUUAUGUUUGUUCGGAUAAUUUCAUAUAUUGAUGAUCUGAAUUCAAUUUAAAUGAUUUUCAAAAUAAAUAACAAGAAACACUUUAAUAGGCA